Epinephelus lanceolatus (giant grouper) is the source of this 2490-nucleotide messenger RNA. It is a transcript of the gene vps28, whose product is annotated as VPS28 subunit of ESCRT-I. NCBI's taxonomy places the organism in Eukaryota, Metazoa, Chordata, Actinopteri, Perciformes, Serranidae. Gene Ontology annotation, biological process: protein transport to vacuole involved in ubiquitin-dependent protein catabolic process via the multivesicular body sorting pathway. Gene Ontology annotation, molecular function: protein-containing complex binding. The record is from RefSeq and is a predicted model, not a curated record. Gene Ontology annotation, cellular component: ESCRT I complex.
ACCACGGACACCUGUUAUUUUGACGUCCUCGGGUCCUGGCAGGAGGGUGUGUUUACGUUGACGUCACAGCAGUUUGCCGAAAGGAUCAAUCUCUGGUACAUCAGCAUCAUGUUCCAUGGGAUACCAGUGACAGGAGGUGUGGGGGCAGCUCCGGCCAACAAGCCUGAGUUAUAUGAGGAGGUGAAAUUAUACAAGAAUGCAAGAGAACGAGAGAAGUAUGAUAACAUGGCAGAGUUGUUUGCUGUCGUCAAGACUCUUCAGGCCCUGGAGAAGGCUUACAUCAAAGACUGCGUCACACCUAAUGAAUACACUGCUUCCUGUUCAAGACUGUUGGUUCAGUAUAAGGCUGCUUUCAAACAGGUGCAGGGCUCUGACGUGGGCUCCAUUGAUGAUUUCUGUAGGAAGUAUAGACUCGACUGUCCACUAGCGAUGGAAAGGAUCAAGGAGGAUCGGCCAAUCACCAUCAAGGAUGACAAGGGCAACCUGAACCGCUGCAUUGCAGAUAUAGUUUCUCUCUUCAUUACUGUGAUGGACAAGCUGAGACUGGAGAUCAGGGCCAUGGAUGAGAUCCAGCCAGACCUGAGGGAACUGAUGGAAACCAUGAACAGAAUGAGCAACAUGCCUCCAGACUCAGAGGCUAAGGACAAAGUCAGCCUCUGGUUGACCACCCUCAGCAGCAUGUCAGCCUCAGAUGAGCUGGACGAUAAUCAGGUGCGCCAGAUGCUGUUUGAUCUGGAGUCGGCCUACAACGCCUUCAACCGCUUCCUCCACUCCUCCUAAAGCAUCUGUCCCUCACUGUUUCAUCUGUCUGAUAUUCUGACUCUAAUAUCUAUUAAGUUAAAAAAAAAGCUCUACAUUCUCCUUCUGGCUGUUGGUAGAGAUUGGAUUAUACCUGGACAGGUUUUCUGUCUCAUACACCCCCAGGUCUUUCAUGUCUUUUGUUUCCUGUUUCCUUUAUUCAUGUGGUGUACUAUACAAACUUCACCGCCGUGUGUACUCCACUGUCUGGUACAUCAUGCUGCCUGCAGCCUCGCCCACCAGGCUCCAUUGGCCUCUUUUUGAGCCUAACUUGUGUGAUAAACUCUUUAAUGUUGGCUGUUUCUUCUGCCCUCUACAAAACAGUUUACUUCUAACUUUGUACUGUAAAAUCAAAAAGGUCUAAUUUUAUACUUAAGUUUUGCAGAGCACCAACAAAGAAGCAUGAUACAGUUAUAUUGGACAAAGUCUGCACAUGAAGAAAAGGUUACAACAGCCAAAGCCUUUGUAUUAUUGGGAAGAUAUGUAUUUUUUCUUUUUGGUACCCUAAUUCUAUCCACUACUUGCCACUUGGGGGCAGAUUAGCAUUUCCUUUCCAUACACCAUGUUUGUUUUUCUAUCACACAGAAUGCAGAAUCUUGAAAUAGUUUUUGUCGCUGGAGUAAAAGACGCCGACACGCUGUCAGUAAAUGGAAAAUAAAUGCAGCUGUUCGACUUCAAGAUUAAACUGCACUUCAGAUUAAUCAUUUUAUUGAAACUAUGGUGGAAGGAAUUAUUCAUGUACAUUUUGUAGCCCUCUUUUCUGUUAACACGCUUAAUCCAUAUUUCCUGUAGAAGUGAGGGUUUGGCCACAUGAAGUGGGUAAAAGUGAGGUGGACAUGCCCCCUCCUUAUUUUGCUUGCUAAAUAUGUUUCAGCCCUCAAACACCAUUAGGGAGAACAUAUUUAUUAAGAUUUAUCAUUUGUAAAUAAUAGUUUUGAUUUUUAUUAAAUAAGAGCAUGUAACACCUUUUUAGAAAUAAAAAUGAAAAAUCUACCUCCAACUUCAUUUGUGCCAUGUGUGAAUCAGAUCAAAUGUGUUUUGUUGUUGCGUUAUCUAAAACCGUUUAACUUCUCAUGUGACAUGUUAGGAAAUAUAAUAGAACAAGCAAGUGACAGGGUGUAAGGAUAUGUUACUGGCAAAAUACAACUUGUCGCACUGUUUAUUCUUUCAGAGAGUUAUUAAUUUUGACUAAUUAUUGUUUUGAUUGCCUUUUGUAUGCAUUUGUGUUGGUGUUUUCUUAUCAGCUAAAUUGUUUACUUGCUAAAGCAGCAGCCUGAUGAUUCAUUUCCAGAUUAACCUGUUUUGCUGCCUAAGGGCAAAAUGUUUGCUGGUAGGCUUUAUUUAUCACCCAUGCACACUCCCGCUGUGCUUAUUCUAUACAAGAGUUUGGAGAAUACAGACAUGUUCUAACCAUUUUUUCUCUCUGAAGAUUCCUACAACUGUAUUGGUGUAAAAUGAACAACUUUGGUUUAAUGUAGUUUAAGUAAGAAGAGUUUUCUGAUUUAAAUGAGGAAAUGUGGUCAAGAAAUGAGUAAACAAGAAAAAGAAUGACCCAAGAUUCAAUUCCAUCUUUUGAUUUUUAGUGUUCAAUGCCUAGCCCUAACCACCCACAGCAUUUGUGUGUUAAUUAUUAAUUAAACUUUAGAGAGGAAUAUGCACCAUAUGAGUAAGAAAUAAAAAUAAGAAAGGUCA